This is a messenger RNA of Dovyalis caffra, 405 nucleotides long. Lineage: Eukaryota; Viridiplantae; Streptophyta; Magnoliopsida; Malpighiales; Salicaceae. The record is from the annotation of a GenBank genome assembly.
AUGUCUUCCUCCAGACAAUUCACCUCCUCUCUCUACUUUCUAACUCUGACUCUACUUCUCCAAAAUGUUCUUGGAAUUGACCCUCUCUUCAAUAGUUGUUCAAGCAACGAGAAUUCCACUGCUAAUUAUGGCUCUUAUAAAACAAGCUUGAACGUUCUCAUGGGGUCUUUCUACCAUCUUGCUUCAGCCAAUGAAGGUUUUGCUCUAGGUUCUCUAGGUCAGAACAACCAAGAUCGACCAUAUGGGCUCGUUCUUUGUAGAGGAGAUGUCUCAUACUCAGAUUGCAGAACCUUUGUUGCUAAUGCAACUAGGGAGAUCCACAAGCUCUGUCCAGAUAGCAAAGCUGCAAUCUUAGCUUACGAUAACUGUCUGUUGAAGUAUUCAAACAAGGACUUCUUCGGCUAG